Messenger RNA from Arvicola amphibius (Eurasian water vole), 7884 nucleotides. RefSeq names its product transmembrane protein 255A (gene Tmem255a). Bases 5006 to 5932 code for a protein of 308 amino acids. NCBI's taxonomy places the organism in Eukaryota, Metazoa, Chordata, Mammalia, Rodentia, Cricetidae. The transcript is spliced from 10 exons. The record is from RefSeq and is a predicted model, not a curated record.
UCCUGUUUUCAGGGCGGCGAUAGCAACGGGGUAAGUGCGUUGUCCUCCGGACAGCUGGCUCCUGGCUGCCCCAGAGCCACAGAGAGGGCAACCGGGUUGGGGGUCCUCAAACUCGAGUCUGGGAGGCGGACAGGAGCCCCAAGGGAGCGGCCCCGCUGUGAUAAGGGUGACACGCGGAGACUGGAGCGCCUAGUUAGGGUCGGAGUAGCCCUACCUAGCCCGGAGUGCGAGUGUGUGCGUGUUUGUGUGCGUGUGUACAGACUUGCAGCCAGUGGUAAAUUCCAGCUGUUUGAGCAUCAAAACAUUUCCUUCAACCUGCGACUUCGCUUUCGAUUCAACUCUCCUUCUUUGCAAAGUCCUCAUCCCUUCUGAGAUCACGACUAAUGAUAAUUAGACUAAGCAGGGUCUUCACCACCCCCUCAACUCUCUAGGUGCUAUUCUGAAAUUCAGACCUGCAAUGGUGGGGGGGGGCUAAUUUACAAUUCACAUACGGGGUGGGGGUGCAACCCCAAGGAAUGGGAAUGGGGAAGAAAAAGAGAGAUGCUGGCGGGACAGGAAUUCCUAAGGAAUCACUCAAGACAGCCCAGCCCUGACAUACGCAGCAGAAAGAUCAACAGUCCUUGAAUAUGCUUAUUCUUCUGCUCCAAAUACACAGAAUGUGUGUGAGUGUGUGAGUGUGAGUGUGUGUGUGUGUGGGGGGGGGGGUAAAGAACACAAGAAAAGAAGAUCCAGCGAGAGCCCGCGCAUCUUCUGAAGUCGCGCUUUUCCUCUUCAGCGGAAUGAAGGGGGAGGGGCAACUUUCAACCUUUUUAAAAACUAGGGGAUUGAUACCGUCUUGCACCAACUUGGUGACUCUUUGAGGGUGCUAUUCGGUAGCUACAAACGAAUUAAAAAAAAAAAAACAAAAACAAAAACAGUUUCCUUCAGCUGUUAGGCACCUUCCCAAGCCCUGUGAUUUCGCUGGGAGGAGAAAUUAAUUCAGAACCUGAAAAAGCGGGAGGGGAUUGUUGAGCCAUGAUUCCACCUAAUCUUAAAAUUUGCCUUUGAUACGCUUUAGCAAAAUUCAUUUCACCUUUUCUAUCACACUUCACAUUCUGCAAAACUCCUCUGUCCCGAAUUUCUGCCAUUCAGCCUUCUCCGAUGAAUUUGCUGGAACAUCCACAGGGGAGGGGCCGGGAGAAGAUUGAGCCCAGUGUGAGCUCUCUGCUGCCUGCAAAAGACUCAGUCGCAACAAAUUUCGUUCAAAGAAGGGGCCUCUGAAAGUGUUAUCACCUGGAUGGUGAAAAUAUUCCUAUCUUCAGUGUUUUGGCAUGUUUACUAUGCGACUUGUGCUUUUCAUUUUUAAGGUCGUAGUUAUUUGGAACUGGGUACAAAAUGAGACCAAGGACUGGGGUACAAAUCCAGAGCCCAGUAGUACCAGAUUCUCCAGUACCCCCACCCCCCAACCCACCCCACGCAUACACAGGCACACAGAACACCAAACGCACUCCUUGCCUUGACCAGCUGUGGCGCUAACAUAGCCCAGGCUCCCAGACAACAAACAGCGCUAAAGAGAGCUGGACGCAAGAGGGCGAGGGUUGCGCAGCAUCCUUUCUAACUGCGUGCAACAACCACCUGCAAAUCAAUCCUCCCCACCCAGAGCCUUGUGGCUGCGGGGACUGAGCAGACUAGAGGCCCAGGGUUCAAAGGCUUGCUACUUGACACUGCUCUGUGGGUUUCAGAACAAGAUGAAGAGAAUUCUCUCAUUUAUUCCCAGGGGCCCCCCACAAGAAGCUGAGUGGGCUUGCCCAGCUCAGGUUCGCCACUGCAGGGAAAGGAAUCAUAGAUCUCACAUAGAUAUUCACUAUCGUCGUGAAUCGCGUUUUGGUAAUAAUCCACAGGCCGAAGUCACUAGAAAAUUCUUGAGUAGAGUGAUAACUCUAGGUUCACACAGUUUGGACAGCGGAGUCUCCUUGGAGUUCCCUGGCGCUGAUCCCACAGCCCAGGCCUGAAUCAGCAUCUAGGAUACUCCCACUUAACCAAGCUCUGGCAAAGCCACCUUCUUCUGCAAACGGGAGGAGGGAUGGUGGGUUUGCGUUUCUGCCUUAAAGGGCAGCAUUUCUGAGGGGAUUCCUUUUACAGGGAAGACACAGCUGCAAUAAACAAACAAAUAGACAAAUAAAUAAAAUGUAACACACACUACAAACGACAGAACACACACACACACACACACACACCCCUGCACCAAGGUGCCUGCACUACUUUUGCUGGUUGCCUCGGGAUCGGCCGCUAGUCCAAAGCUGGGAAGGAGGCAGGCACUUGGGAAUUAUGAAGAGAGUAGUUUAGCUGCUGCGCCCCUCCAUCUUCCAGUAAACCCCUCCUCCACUUUGGCAACAGCGCCCUCAGGCGUUAAUGCACCAAUACUACAUCAGGGCAUUCUCUCCACCCCCAACAACACAUUUGUAAUUUACUGAGCCAUCUUUGAUUUCUCCAUGUCUUGAAUAAUUUACUAAAGAGGCGAUGGUAGUAGAUCUCAGCGCCUUUAGGUACAUGUUUGGGAGACUGGCAGAAGCCUUAAGGUUCAUGUGUGGGCAGCCACCUGUUUCCAGGGAUGCUCAAGUCGGGGACUUCCUGAGAUCCACUCUGCAGCAAAAGCUGACUCAGGUAAGCAAAUCCUAAUCCACCUGAACAUUCAAGUCUAAAAAUUACCCUGUCACCAGCACCUCAGUGCACAGAGCAGGAUACGAAGCAUCUCUGCUCCAUUUCAAUAAAGAUUACAUGACCUCUUUUAGGAGGGGGCGAUCAACCAAUACGUACAAGGUAAAGCUCAACAGAGGCAGUAUCCUGUCUGAGAGUAACUCACAGCUUCUUCCUGUCAGCUACAUGAUCCUGCAACUGGUGGCCAUCAUACGAGCUGUAGAAGAAACCUACUGUCACAAUUUAUAUACUCACUAAGUCCUUUAGGGCAUUAGAAUCUGAGUUAAUGGGUGAUCGGAGUGGGGGGGGGGCUUGAUUAAGAUAAAUUUUUUUUUUGGUGGAAGGAGCUUUGAAGUUGCUUCAAAUGAAGAGAGGAUUCAGAUACAAAUACAGGUGGGGAGGGGCUUUGAUUAGAGGGACCAGAGGAGAAAGAAUCUGAUGCUAUCUGGAAGGGGUAAGCCAGCAAAUGAUUGGAUGCCUCUAGAGCUACAUCCUGGCCCUCCGGUAUCUGGGGUGAAGGUGGGGCACUGCAGAGAGGAAGGGCUGCAGUAGCUCUGCAGGGAGACUGCUGGGAGGGGGAGCAGCAAGUGCCAAUAAGGAGAUUUUGGCCUCUCACAGCUAUUGGUUGCAAUAGUUCUUGAAACAGAACUGCCUAUACUAAGUACCAAGUAGACGGGGCGGUGAGGCUCUGUGGUUUUGACACUAGUUAGCCAUAAAGCUUUCAAUUCUGGGGAGCCCACAAAGCGUACCCUAUUUCAACAAGUUAAUUCUAUGAGCAUGACCAAAUUUAUUUGCACAACCCCACCCCAGACGUUUUCUCUUGAAGGAAAACAGUUGUGGGAUGUCAUUACUUGUUUAUUUAGUAACUGAUGGCCAUUUAUUUAUUGUGUAUCUGAUACAGCAAAAGGCAUCCUUUACAGCCUUUGAGGCUAUUUUAAGUAGCUCAUGGUUUGAGCCUUUUAUAUGCUAAUUUUUAAUUUUUUAUAUUUUUGAGACAAGGUUUCUCUGUGUAACAGCCCUGGCUGUCCUGGAACUCCCUCUGUAGAACAGGCUGGGCUGGCCUUGAACUCACAGAGACUGGCCUGCCUCUGUCUCCCAAGUGCUGGGAUUAAAGGCCUGCCCCACCACCACCCGGCCUUAUAUGUUAAUUUAGUAAACAAAACCUAAUAAGAUGGUCCUGUAUUCACAGAAACAUCUAAGGCCAGCCCCAAAUUGUACUUUAGUAAAAACAGGGUCCUCCCGCCUUCUAAAAUACAGCAACAGGCAGGCAAAUGGCGUAAGUACAUACAAUUUCUGCCUUUUAGGAUCUCUGGCCACACUUUCAGAGUACCUUAAGGCUUGUCUUGCUAAAAAUAGAAAUGGACUUUAUUAAGUCAAAUUGAAACCACAGGUAAAUGGGGGGGUCUCUUCACUUAAAAAGAAUUUACCCAAAAAUUCUUUAAAAUAGUCACUUCUCCAGGUGCAAUUAAAAUCAUUUGAUUUUAUGUAGUUAAGGUCUUCAGAAUGUUAAAUAAAAAAGUGACUGACAGACCAGAGACUAGACAGUCAAUCUAGUACAGUGUGAUUCAAAACCAAUCUUAGUCGGACCCCUGUAGGGGUGGUAGGAUCUUUGGGUUUUUUUCAACAGAUGGAAUUUCAUUUCAGAUUCUAAAGCAAAAGGAAAAAAAAAAGAUUUCCAAAUGACACCAUGUGGUUUGCUGAGUCACUUUUCUGACCUGGCUCCUAGCUUUUAAGAGUCAGAGUGAUAUUUGCAAAGAAGAUUCCAGGGCUGUGGAUGAGAUUAAAGGUCGUUUGGUAGGAACGAGCCGGUCAGCAAGACAACAAAUUAGAGAGACCACACCAGCCACGCAUGCUCUUCUGAUUUAGUCUCUAAGGGUGUGUAAGGUGCUCUCGGCGUAUUCCAGGGCAGAGAAAGGCUCGAGUUCGUAUGUGCAUGAUAAACACGAAAGCAAGAAAAGAAUGGGAGGUUGUAUUAGUAAAUUUAUGUUAGAGCCCCACAGUGGAAGCCUGGGAGACUCACCAAGUAUCUAUCAUGAAAUAAAAUUGGGAACCCGGGUUUACAGACUCCCUUGGGUGCUCUGAAGUCAACAAGAAGGAUAAGGAACCUGCAGGUAGAUGAAGAAAUAAAUCCUGUCCACUCUACCCCUACCCCUCUACUGUUUUCUUCCCAGAACCAGCUAGCCUUUGUUCAUUAGUUUACCAACAACAGCCAGGUUGUCCUUUGCAUCCCUGAUGGCUACCACAGACAACGGAUCUUGCUGUCACAGGGGCCUUCAAUAGGAGGAAGCGGAACUCCAUCUAUGUUACUGUGACUUUGCUUAUUGUGUCCAUGUUAAUUCUCACGGUGGGCCUCGCAGCAACGACCAGGACCCAGAACGUGACUGUGGGAGGUUACUACCCAGGAGUUAUUCUUGGCUUUGGAUCAUUCCUUGGAAUCAUCGGAUCAAACCUUAUUGAGAACAAGCGGCAGAUGCUGGUGGCUUCUAUCGUGUUUAUCAGCUUUGGCGUGAUUGCAGCUUUUUGUUGUGCCAUAGUGGAUGGGGUCUUUGCUGCCAAACACAUUGAUUUGAAACCACUCUAUGCUAACCGGUGCCACUAUGUUCCCAAGACAUCCCAGAGGGAAGCUGAGGAGGUCAUCACUUCCUCAAGCAAACUUUCUCCUUCGACGAGGGCUUUGCGGAACCUUACCCAGGCAGUUAAAGAGGUGAACUGCCCUCAACUUAGCCGUGGACUCUGCACACCUCGCAUCCGGGGCAACACCUGCUUCUGCUGUGACCUCUACAACUGUGGCAAUAGGGUAGAAAUCACUGGCGGGUACUAUGAAUACAUUGAUGUCAGCAGCUGCCAGGACAUCAUCCACCUGUACCACCUACUCUGGUCUGCCACCAUCCUCAACAUCGUUGGCCUGUUCCUGGGUAUCAUCACUGCUGCAGUCCUUGGAGGAUUUAAGGAUAUGAACCCUACCGUUCCGGCACUGAACUGCUCUGUUGAAAAUGCCCAUCCGACUGUUUCUUACUAUGCUCGUCCCCAAGUGACAUCGUACAAUACCUACUACCAUAGCCCUCCUCAUCUGCCACCGUAUUCUGCUUAUGACUUUCAGCAUUCCAGUGUCUUUCCACCCUCCCCUCCCUCUGAUGAGCAGGAGCCCCAGUCCGCCUCUCCUUCGCCUAGCUACAUGUGGUCCUCCAGCGCACCGCCCCGUUAUUCUCCACCCUACUACCCGCCUUUUGAAAAGCCACCACCUUACAGUCCUUAAGGAGGAGCAGCUGUCGGCUAUUGAGAUUAUUGUGGCUUUUGUAUUUCUGCUUUAGUGGAAGUGUGUAGGGUACAACAUCUAAAGUGUGACUCUUAUGAUAAAGUUUUACAGCAGCUUGCCAGGCUAGGGAAAGAAAGGGAUGGAGCUUAUUCAUUAAAAGGGAAGGGUAGGAUUGGCUAGGCCAAACCCAAUGCUUUCAAGAAGGGAAGUAGUUCUGACACAGAAAGUUUUGGCUAGGAUUUUUGUUUGCUCAUGUCUGGAUAUUAACAAAAAGCUGCCCAUAUCUUACUCUGUUCUUCUCUGAGUCUUGUAAAAAUGGCUGUUGUGAUCAUUCAGCUCAACUUUUGUUACUGGUACCUCCUAAGGGGAAAAGUGCAAUAGUCCCUCACCGUGAGUGGUGGGAGAUCAGGACUGGCUGAUUCAGAAGCACUGAAAUACAGAGCAAACGUGUGCUGUUUUCAGUAGAUCUCAGUAUAAAAUGGACAACUUAGGAGACAGUGUUUCUAUUAUAUGUUGCAUUAUUAUAAAACACAUUUGCUACUGGAGAUACAAAUCUUACAGUUGAAAUUCAGAGUUUAAAAAUGCUAGAUUAGACUGGGUCGUGAUAUGAAUUGUUACUUAUCUUUGUGACUAUUUAAUCUUUGGAUAUUGUGCUUUAACCCCAGCAAACCGCACGAUCCUGCAUCCCACCCUUGAAAACUCAUCUGUAUUUUAAUGCCACUGCUCUUAUUGGUCCUUUUUCCCCUGUUGAGAUCAAUUGUGACAGCAUUCAAUUCAAGAUUAUGAAAGUGUUACAAUGCCAUUUCAAGUCUUCAAGACCUUAAAUGCAGCCAACUUGACAAAUUCUUAAGUGUUCCGCAUUUAAAAUCCAUCUGGCACACUGUGGCAGUUAUACAGCUGUUUUAAUUAUACAGAGCUUUAAACCAUCAAGCUGUUGAGUUAGAGACACUUUGGCACCCAUGCCUUCACUCCAGCAUGAACACGUUCACUAGGAUUUUAUUUUAACCUGAGAACUGGUUUAAAGGGAGACUGAUAAUCCUACACUUGUAUUAUGUAAACGUACAGGAGAUACAGAGGACUCCUAAUUAGACAGUUCAGCAAACACAGAACAUACACUGGAAACAUUUCCAGCCCAUUUCGCUGCCUCCCAUCUUUGCCGGUUGGAGGUGGCAGAUAAAUGCUGGUGCUCCCAUCUACCUUGUAGACACCUGGUCACCAAGAAUCAAGGCACAACAAGUGCACUCACUGUUCACAGGAACUAUUGAGUUUACCUUUCAGCACCAUACUGUCCUAUCCAGACUUCAAAUCCAAAAGGCCACAACCCUUUUAGGUUAUACAAAAUUAUGGUUAUUUUUACAGUUCUGAACAUAAUAAAAUUCUACUGGAUUUCAAAAAAGGACUAAUAAUUAAUUGACUUCUUAUACAAACAUCAACUUGUAAUACCUAACAGUAUUUUGUCAUUUAAACUUUAUCUCUUGCUUUAGUGAAUGUGUAGAUUUUUAAAGGCACCAUUACAAAGUAUAUCUUCAAUGAUCACAUUUCUUAAAGUAUUAAGAUUCUAUGACUCAUUUCUAUGUAUUUUUCUUACUUUACAAAAUAUCUUGAAACAGUAUAGAUUUUCUAACACUUAAUUUGAGCAGCUUUUUUUAUUACAUUGGAUUAUAUAAAGUGCAUGUUACUUUAGGAAAAUUAAUAUUUGCCGCUUCACUAUUCUGCCAAACAUUUGCUGUAAUGAAGGAAUUUGUAUUUCCAAUGUAUCUUGACUGCAUUUUGUAACAUUUACUGCUUUCUUCCUAAUUCUGCUUUAAAGUAUUGAACUGGGCAUGAAAUAUUAAAAUAUUAAUUCAGAACCUGUAUAAACUAGAUAUUGCUUAAAAUCUGUAUCACUGCCAUGUUGGAAACCCAGACAGCUUUUGUGAUGUUUCAAAUUAAUAAAAUUAUCCUUCUCCCUA